Molecule: messenger RNA, 5417 nt
Organism: Fundulus heteroclitus (mummichog)
Lineage: Eukaryota; Metazoa; Chordata; Actinopteri; Cyprinodontiformes; Fundulidae
Gene: tbc1d14
Product: TBC1 domain family, member 14
Exons: 15
Coding region: 434-2569 (711 amino acids)
Source: RefSeq, a predicted model, not a curated record
AGGUAGUGCGGUCGAUUAUUAAUGCCUUCAGGUUGCGACAGGUGAAUCCAUCGAGAGGUGACGUUCUUGGCUCGAUUACGCCGCCCUCCACGUAGAAGUUUGUUUUAAGAUGGCGGCGGAAGCAGCGCCGGAACAGUGCAGGAAGCGCCGCUGAGAGAAGCGAAGUUGGCGUCGGCAGCAAGUGCGCUCAGCGAGGAAGGGAGGGAGGGCGAGCCUCGCUCAGUGGCCGCCUGCUGUGACCCCCCGCUGGGACUCCGCGAGGCAGCAGAUGACCCCCCCUCCGGAGCUGUUAGUGCGGACGAGCCAGAGGAGCGCGAUGGUGGUACAGCAGCAGCAGUAGCGCCAGCAUCAUCAUCAUCAUCAUCAUCAUCAUCAUGGAGCUCUCCGAGCGGAGGCAACCUGUCAUCCACCUGUAGCGUCCACCAGCUGCGGCAUGGCCAACCCCAGCCUCGGCCCACCGAACCAGAUGGACGGCGGCUGUGGGGUGUCUGGGGGAGUCGUUGUGAAGAACGGCUCUUUAGGCAAAGAACAGACUCCCUCCAGCGCUGAGCCCAGCCGUACCGACCCCAGUCAGCUGGUCCUGCCCAGCUACAGGCCGUCCUGCUCCUCCACUCCCAUCUACUACAGCAGUCCCCAGAAAAACGGCUCUGACCUGGACCCCGACAGCCACAGCUUAACCUCUCAGGACUCAGGAAUCCCCACUCUAGAGAUCCACCCUCCGGACCCUGCCCUUCACAGCCACCAUCACCAAGGCGAUGGAGGCAUCCUGGACGCCAGCGAAGACUCUCCCGCCACUUUACCUCUAGACGACAAUGCGAGCGACAGCUUUGGCAUGCACAGGUCAUCCACGUUCCCCCGCAGUGGCUACGACUCCGUGCGGCACUUCAGCCCCGCCAUCAGGUUAACCGCCGCAAGCGGGCUAAGCGUUGGGGGCGGAGCCCUAAACCGCAGCGACGACAUCUCGGUGUGCAGCGUGUCCAGCAUGAGCACCGAGCUGUCGGUCUCCAAUGAGGACAUCCUGGAUUUCACCGUCACCUCCGACUCCAGCGCUAUUGUAACCUUGGAAACGGAUCUCAGCGGCUCCGCUCACUUCUCAGACGUGACGCUGUCUUCACCACCAGGGAACCGAGGACAUCCAGGCUCCGGUGUCAUACGGCAGGAUGAAGGAAGGCUCAAGAAACCGGGACCGUUUGCAAAUUUGUUCAACAAGAACCUGUUUGCCAAGAAGGUGAAGGACGGUCGAUCCCCGGAGCAAAAAGAUCCCGGUUGGAAGCUGUUUGGGAAAGUCCCGCUCCGGGAAGGCUCCAUGAAGGACCCCAAGAAGAUCCAAAAGGAAUAUGAAACAAAGAGUGGCAGAGCUGGACCCGGCAACCCGACAUCCCCCAGGCAGGGUGUGAGAAAGAACCUGGACUUUGAGCCCCUCUCCACCACAGCACUGAUACUGGAGGACAGACCUGCUAAUCUGCCCGCCAAACCUGCAGAGGAGGCCCAGAAACACAGACAGCAGUAUGAAGAGAUGGUGGCCCAGGCCAAGAAGAGAGAGCUGAAGGAAGCUCAAAAAAGGAAGAAGCAGCUGGAGGAUCGGUGUAAGCUCGAAGAGAGCAUCGGCACAGCAGCCCAGAUCUGGAACCAAGAGAUCUUACCCAACUGGAGUACAAUGUGUACAUCUCGGCGAGUGAGGGACCUCUGGUGGCAAGGCAUCCCCCCAAGCGUCAGGGGGAAGGUGUGGAGCCUGGCUGUGGGCAACGAUCUCAACAUCACGCACGACCUGUAUAACAUUUGUCUGGCCCGGGCUAAAGAGAAGUGGAGGACAGCAGUUCCCACCGCUGAGACGGAAGAUGUUUUAGAUUCAUCGGACCGGGAGUCGAGCCUGGAGUUGAUCAAGUUGGACAUCUCAAGAACGUUUCCCCAGCUGUGCAUUUUCCAGAAGGGCGGCCCUUAUUAUGACGUGCUGCACAGCAUUCUGGGAGCGUACACGUGUUACCGGCCAGACGUGGGCUAUGUGCAGGGGAUGUCGUUCAUCGCAGCCGUGCUGAUCCUCAAUCUGGACACAGCCGACGCCUUCAUAGCUUUUGCCAACCUGCUCAACAAGCCCUGUCAGAUGGCCUUCUUCAGAGUCGACCACAGCCUUAUGUUGACGUAUUUUGCAGCGUUUGAAGUGUUCUUUGAAGAAAAUCUACCAAAGCUCUUUGCACAUUUCAAGAAAAACAACCUGACCCCUGAUAUUUAUUUAAUUGACUGGAUCUUCACACUGUACAGCAAGUCUUUGCCACUGGACCUCGCGUGCCGGGUUUGGGACGUGUUCUGCAGGGACGGCGAGGAGUUCCUGUUCCGCACAGCGCUGGGCGUGCUGCGCCUGUAUCAAGAUGUCCUGACCACCAUGGACUUCAUCCACAUGGCUCAGUUCCUCACCCGCCUGCCAGACCUCAUCCCCCCUGAGCAGCUCUUCCAGCACAUCGCAGCCGUUCACAUGACCAGCCGCAACAGGAAGUGGGCGCAGGUCCUGCAGACGCUGACGGAGCAGAAGAAGUCGGGAGCGAGGCUGUCCGGUGCCGAGGCGCUGAGCUGAGGUCCGAGGGAGCGUCACACGCUAAUCCACUCAGACCCCCCCCUCCCGCUUUCAUGAAGUGCGGGACCUGAAAGAGACAGAGACCCCUCCCACCAGCCUGGGGGCACAUCCCACUGUAGCUGCUGUGAUGGAGCUCUUUGUUAGAGCCGUGUCGCUGAGCAGACCCUAAACCAGCAUCCACGAGGAGGGUCUGUCCGUCAUGAUGCACGGGCGCGUUAAAGGAAUACGAGGCCUUAUUUUACCCCCCCCAACACCCACCGUCCCCACACCCCCUCUACCCUCAAGCCCAGCAGCGAACUGGAAACUGUAGAUGGGGAAAAGGUGAAGAAUGUAACACACUCCCACGUUCAUGAACAUCUAGCUGGCUGACUCAGACCUCCACAGACGGAGGAAGCCACAGACAUGCCACUGAAGUUACUACAUCAGUCCCUCCACUCAUCUCUGAAUCCUCCGCUGUCAGCAGGCUCCACCCUGUUCCACUCGUCUCGUUCUUCCUCCGGUUAUUACGACGAGCCGCAUACAUUUUCUUUUUCCAGAUGUAAACCAGUCAGGGAACAUAAUUUUCACCUUAAAUUUCCACCUUUUGCUUUAAAUUCAAACCAAACUUGACUCCAUUGUGAGUUCAAACUUUUUUGCUUUUUAGUCAGUUUGCACAUUAAUCAUUCCUUUUUGCCGUCUGAAAGUGAUUUCUCAUGGUGUUGUGUGUGUCUUAUUUUUCUUAGGGUUGUUUUCUGAAUCAUUCCAUUAAUUCAAAUCCUCUGACCUUUCUUUGCAUUAAAAUCCAAGAAGCUGCAACGCGAGCGCAGCCGAGCUUGAAGACCUGCUGGCGUGCGGCGCUCCUCCCAUGAUAGCAAUGAAACAACUCUUAAUAGAGUUCAAAUAAGCUGCCUGGAAGGUUGUUUUUUUAUUUUUUACAUCCAUAAAACUGUGUGAACUCAAAAAAAAAAACAUUUGACAAAGUUGGUCUAAACACUGCAGAUGUUGAUUUUUUUUCUUUUAUGCUUUUAAAUGUUUGUGGUACAUUUCAGCUUUGUAGUGUCCUGGUGUGUGUGUGAGGUCUUUGUGCGAUUAUUUAAUAUUUAUCAAAGAAAAAAAAAAAGUGACGAGUAAUGAACAGGGCUAGUUCCUCUGAAAUGAAAUGAAGGCUUGUGGCUAAGUUUCUCCUCUGCAAGUGAGCUGGGUGUAAACAUGUCGCAUCAGGUUUGCACACAGAUCAGGCUUGGCCGCAGGGUGCGUGUCUACCUGAUCGUGGUUCUGGGGUUUCUGCACACAUGGCGGCGAGAAAGCUGAACGUGUGACUAUGUUUUAAUGGUUGAGAUAGGAGCAGGUUACUUGAUUUAUAAAAACGAAUGCAGAAACCAGCACUUUUCACCGUCGUCUCUGUUAAAACGUGUAAAACAAAUGAUGGUUGAUGUUGAAAUAAACUUCAGAUUCUCAAGCUAGCUCUGCAGUUUAGGUCCUGGAUCCAGGAAGGAGCCGUCGGGGGUGCUGAUGGCGAGCUUUAACGUGGGGUCCCUGCUGCAUCCUCAGCUCCAAACUACGUUUCAGCCUGCCAAUUGGUUAAACAGCAGUUCACAACUGAAGCUGAAACAUGAUGAUUUUUGUACAGAUAUUAAUGUUAAAAGCUGACUUAUACUGCACGACUGAUUUAAUGACUCAUGAAUUGACAGAAAACAUUAAGCAGCAGUGAAACGUUGUAAAACCUCUGGGUUUGAAACGCUGGCCCACUCUUAAACACCUGUCAACACGAUACGCUCCUGGUUUAGACGGGCUCCUCCAAAGCGGCGCAGGAUGUUAGGAUCCGGCGUUGACGCCGUUUCAGUCAGUCUUUUGUGGCCUUCAGUGGAUUCACACUGUGGUGAACGUGUCAUCCCAUCGUGACCAGGAGCGGGUGACGCCUGUAUGUGAAGUGCUAGAAUCUGUGAAGUUAAUUGUUUUUCUUAAGCUAAACGAUCCACAUUUGCUUUUCACCAAAAGUGCAUGAAACAAUUGUCUAUCUGGGGAAAAAAAAUAAAAAAUUCAGGCCAGUUUUUGCCUAACCGGGUUGAAAGGCGCAGAAUCUCGAUUGGCCGUUUGGAUCUGAAAGCCAAACUCGGUCAUAAUUGCUGCUUUCUGUCCUGAUUUGCGUUGCUGCUGCAUUUAUGUGAUGUGACCUUUUUCUUUUUUUGCCCUGUGAAAUGAUGCAGGUAGAUCUCCAAAUAGAGUCUUGAGAUGUUUCAAGGUUUAAAAACAAAAACUGUUUUUGACUGCUCGGAUUCACCUCAGGGUCCGUAGAAGGCUUUCUGUUUGUUUUCUGCUUUCACACCAUCCUGUUUCUGCACCCCACCACCACCAUCCAGCUCCUCCUCUGUGGUUAAGACAAAAACCCACAGGACUUCUAUAAAGCUUUUUGCACAAACAUGUCGGCCUUUGCAUUGAGUUGUGCCUCGCACCGUCACUAAAUGUCAUCACUCAUGGUUCAACGGGUUUCCGUCUCUUUUGUCGUCUUGUUCAGUUUUUUUUCUGUGCCGAAGUUGUUUCGUGUCGAUCUUUUCUCUGUAACCUGUGCUUGUGGUAAGAAGGUAAUUGCACAAAGAUGUUGGUCACUAAGAUGUUACAUUAAAGGCAAAGCCUGGUAUUAUCUAUCAACACUACCUGUCCACGCUUUAAUCCACGGCACCUUUGCUCCGUAAUCAGGUUGAUUUCUCGGUUUUGUUUUACUUUAAUUCCUUUUUUUUUUUUAUUUAGAGACCCGUGUACUGUAGAGGACUGAAACAUUUGUGCAGACAGCAGAAGGUAGUCAUGCAAUUGUAUCUCACUUGAAAUGUAUAUAAAUGAUGGUUUUAUCGAAAAUAAAAAGCUCUACGUA